UUGUGCGAGAGAGAAAGACUGCAACGAGUGCAUCGACUGCCGAACCAGAUGGAAGGAGCGGCGAGCUUCCCAGUGCGGCUGCUGUUGCUGGCCAACCUGCUGGUAGCCACUGCAGGCGAGGUACAAGUAGCGCCGCCGGGGGAAGGGAUCCUCAACUGGGAUCGGAAAGAGUUGGCGCCCAAAGAACGCUUCAGCAUCCUGGCCCAUCAUAACCGUCUCAGGAGCAAAGUUCAGCCUCCUGCAGCAAACAUGCAGAAGAUGGAAUGGAGUGAGAACCUUGCCCGACUGGCACAGCUGAGGGCAGGCAGCUGCCGCAGGAAUGAGCAGGAACGGUGGGCUCAGAGAGAAGCACAAGAAGAAGGUGAAGAAGGGGAGAUUGGCUGGAAUUAUCACUCCUCACCGGCAGGGACCUUGUCUGUCUCCGAGGUUGUUGACCUGUGGUUUCGGGAGGCUCAGAAUUAUCACUACCACACGGGUCAGUGCAAGUACAACGCUUCCUGCCACCAUUACACUCAGCUUGUUUGGGCAACCACCAGCAAAGUCGGGUGUGGGAAACAUAUUUGUUUUCAGAAUGGAGAAUGGACGGAGAUUGUUAUCUGUGCUUAUUUGCCAGGAGGGAACUGGGAAAUCAAUGGAAGAACCAUCAUUCCCUAUAAGGAAGGGGCAUCAUGCUCUCUCUGCACCUCUCGCAUGUCAGGCUGUUUUAAAUCCUGGGACCACCAUGGUGGACUGUGUGAGGUCCCCAGAAAUCCGUGUCGGAUGAGCUGCAGUAACAGAGGCCGGCUGAAUGUGAGCUCAUGUCGAUGUGAGUGUUUGCCAGGGUUCACUGGGAGAUACUGCCAAGUCAGGUGCAGUGUGCAAUGCAUUCACGGGAAGUAUAGAGAAGAGGAGUGCUCCUGUAUGUGUAAUGUUGGAUAUGGUGGUGCUCUCUGUGGGGAAAAGAUGGAGUUUCCAUUUCAUACCUGCGAUAUCCAGAUUGAUGGGGAUUGCUUUAUGGUCUCUCCUGAAGCCGACACAUAUUACGGAGCCAAGAACAAAUGUCAGGAACGAGGAGGGAUUUUAGCACAAAUUAAAAACCAGAAGGUGCAAGAUAUUUUGGCUUUUUACCUUAGUCAAAUAGAGAAUACAAACGAAGUGACUGACCCAGACUUCGAAACGCGCAACUUCUGGAUUGGCUUGACUUACAAAAUGUCAAGAGAUUCGUUCCGUUGGGAUUCUGGGGAACUUCCUACUUUUUACAGCUUUGCUUUUGGACAGCCAGAUAAUCAGGGUUUUGGAAACUGUGUCGAGUUGCAAGUUUCAAGUGCUUUCAAUUGGAAUGAUCAGCGUUGCAAGACUCGCAACAGAUAUAUUUGCCAGUUCAGUGAGAAGCACGUUGCACGGUGGGCAUGAAUGUCCAUUAUGUUUCCACGGAGAGAUCUGAAACAAGCGUCAAUUUGUAUCUGAACUGAGCUAGCCACUACAAUAGAUUAGGUUCGGGGAUGAUAGGCACUGAGUCCAAGUGAAGGUCUGGUUCAGUUUUUUGGCCAACCAGCACUGUUCUGGCCAUCCUGACAGUAGGAAAGUAGUGUGUCCUUCAAUGAAAGUACUUUGUUAUAACACGGAGACCCUGCAUUUUAAAGAACAAGGCAAAGAAGAAUUAUUCUGAAACUCCUGGACUUUUAGUCAUUGAGGAACUUGGUUCAAAGGUUAAUGGUUCUGGAGUCUUGUCCUUGGUGCAUCCAAGAGAAAGAAAUGUCAAAUGUAAUAGUGCUCACUCUUAGGAAUAUCUCACCACUCAAUGUUGGGUUGGGUGGUGGGGAGACAGUGUUUUAUGAUUCCCUGCACAACAAGCUCCUGAACUGCUUAGAUGCAUUCCCCCAAAGGCUGCAGCAGUGAAAAUGAUAAAUGUGCUAUUUUAGCAGGCAGAUAAAUCAUAAUUAUGCCUUUUUCAGAUGCAGCAAGAUAUGCCUGCGACUUCACUGCGUUGUUUUGCUGAGAUAGAGAGGGAACUAAAUCUCAACUUUAAGGAGCAGUAAAUGUGUUUGAAUGCAUUUGUGUGUGCAUGCAUGCUGUGUGCACGUGUGUAUGUCUGUGUGCGUAUCUAUCUGUAUGUGACAUAUCUUUGUAUGUGUAUCUCCAUGUGUGUAUAAGGGACUGUGCGUGUACAUGUAAAUCUGUGUGUGUGACUGUAUGUGUGUGUAUUUUCACCUUCUGGCUGCUUUAUAAGUACCACAGUUAAAGUUUUUACCGCUCUCACUUGGUGCUAAUACAACAAAGGUAGUGUUACCACUGAUUAAGAAGUCUGUACCAACCCACCAUUGAAUAAGCUGACCAAGACUGUAGUUUAACCAACUAUCAUUAAACUGCCUGUUUAAAGGUCAAAUAAACGCAUCAAAAUGCUACCAAAUAAGUAGUUCAACAUUAAAAGUAGGAUGAGUGACAUUCACGUCUGGAAGUCUUUGCCAAACAACUCCAAAACUGAAGUGUCUUUUUCUGCCAGAAUGAUAUCCUCUUUUCCCACAGCCUCCCAGUGUGACAAACAGGAAAGUCUGAUUUGGGCUGACAUUGUCUGAGGUCAAUUUCACCAAUGCCCUGUAUAACUGAAGCAUAAUCUCCCUACUUUUGUAUUCAUUUUCACUCGCAAUAAAGCAUAACAUUAUUUUAGCUUUUCUGAUUACUUGCUACACACACAUACUAACCAUCAGUGAUUAAUGCACUCGGACACUUGGAUCUCUCUGCAUCCUCUCUUCAUUUCGACAAAUUGGUUCUUCCUCAUUCUUUCUACCAAAAUGGGCAUGUUCACUUUCUCACAUUAUACUCCAUUUGCCAGAUCUUUGCCACUCACUUGGCCUAUCCAUAUCCCUUUGUAGGCUCCUUAUGUCUUCUUCACAGUUCACUUACCUGCCUAUCCUUGUGUCGUCUGCCAACUGGCCUUCACCUGCAGAUUCCUUCUCCUCUCUCCCUCCAGAAUGACAUCUAAUUCCCUCUUAAAUCCAUUUACAACUUCUGAUUCAUGGCCUCAAGAUGAAAACGCUAAAAUUCACUUCUGAUUGUCUCCAUCUUCCUUCACCACAUUGAGCCUUCUUUCAUUGCUGUUUCUUCCCAAAUCUCUUUUAGGAUACAGAAAAAUAUUAGCAAAUCCAACUCCAGACCCACCAACACUGUGUUCAUUAAUCUGUAUUGGCUCCCAAUGUCUCCUUCAAAUUGCAGAAUGCAAUAGAGUGGUUGUGGCUUUGAUGGCUAUUCAGGCAAUUUUCUCUGUGCCAACUCUUUGCGAGACCAACUCAACCUGUCUCUUCCACGCAGCCCUGCAAUUUAUAUUUUGUCCAUGUGUUUAUUCAAGUCCCUCUUGAUGUCAACACUCUCAUGCAGAACAAUCCAGUUCUGAACCAGAAUGUGAAAAGGUUUUCCUCAUGAAACCAUUGGGCUCAUUUGCUGUUCAUCCAAUAUCCUUUGGUUCUCAAACCUUCUGCCAAUGGGAACAGUUUCUCCCCAUCUACUCUGUCCUGAUCCGCCAUGGUUUUGAAAGCCUCAAUCAAAUCUCCUGUCGUCAAACAUACAAUCAAGGAACAAAGUAGGGCACUUGGCCCUUCGAGCAGGCUCUCAGUAAGAUCACAGCUGACCUGAUUUUAAUCUCAACUCUACAUUCUUACCAUUCCCAAUAAUCUUUCAUUCCCCCUUGGUCAUAAAGAAUAUAUGCCUUUUGACGAAAGGAAUUCCAAAGACUCAUAAAACCCUAUCUUUGUUUUAAAUGGUUGACCACUUUUUUUUUUCAAAACUAUUACUCCUAAUUCUAGCUGACAUUUCAGGCCUAGACAUGAAGGGUCUAGGCCUGAAACGUCAGCUUUUGUGCUCCUGAGAUGCUGCUUGGCCUGCUGUGUUCAUCCAGCUUCACACUUUGUUAUCUUGGAUUCUCCAGCAUCUGCGUUCACGUUAUCGCUGACCCCAAAUUCUAGAUUCUGCCACAACUAGAAACAUCCUGUCACCACUGACCCGGUCAAGUUCCUUCAUGAACUUAGAUAUUUUAGUUAAGUAAUUUCUUGCUAUUCUAAAUUCCAGAAAACACAUACCUCGCUUGUCUAGACUUUCUUCAUAAGGCAAUCCACACAUUCUAGGUAUUAUUCUAGUGAACCUUCUCUGAACCGCUUUCCAACAAAUUAACAUCCUUCUGUAUAUAGCAGCUAGGGUGGCAUAGUGGCUCACUGAUUAGCACUGGUACCUCACAGCACCAGGGACCCAGGUUCAAUCCCACCCUUGGGCAACUGUCUGUGUGGAGUUUGCACGUUCUCCCCGUGUUUGCAUGGGGUUUCCUCCGGGUGCUUGGGUUUCCUCCCACAGCCCAAAGAUGUGCAGAUUAGGUGGAUUGGCCAUGCUAAAUUGUCCAUAGUGUCUAGGGGUGUGCAGGCUAGGUGGAAUAGCCAUGGGAAUUGUAGGGAUACAGGGAUUCUGGGUAGGAUGCUCUUUGAAGGGUCAGCGUGGACUUCAUGGGCCGAGUGGCCUGCUUCCAUAGUGUACAGACUCUAUGUCCAGUAAUCAAUAUUGUACACAGAGCUCUAGAUAUGGUCUCACCGAUGCCCUAUAUAACUGAAGCAUAACCUCCCUACUUUUGUGUUCAUUUCCCCUCACAAUAAAGCAUAACAUUAUAUUAGUUUUCCUGAUUAUUUGCCAUACACACGUACUAACCAUUGGAAAUUAAUGCGCUGGGACACUCAGAUCUCGCUGCAUUCACCCACCAUUUUGAUCAAAUGGUUCUUUUCAAUUCUUUCUACGAAUGUUGGCAAGUCCACAUUUGCCAGAUCUUUGUCCACUCACUUGGUCUAUCCAUAUCCCUUUGUAGGCUCCUUAUGUCUUCUUCACAAUUCACUUUCCUGCCUAUCUUUGUGUCACCAGCAAAUUCAGCCAUAGGAUUUUAUAACAGACUACCUGUUGGAGAGCGAGAUACACUCGGAGCUACCUGUCUGCUCUUCUUUGCCUGGCAGGCACCCAAUCCCCCUCCCCACCCCAGCUUACAUAUUCUCAAGUUGCAGGGUGAUCACAUCCAGAACCAUGCUCUCCACUUAACACUCAACCUCACAGAUGGACCACAGAGAUGCCAGCUGCUGCAUGGAACAUUCACCGCCAAUGUGUCCACCUGUGAUCGAAACGUAGGGUAAACCUGCAACAGGUCAGUUGAGUCGGAUGAUGCCUGGCCAUGUUCCUGUUCUUAGCUGUAUUGCCUUCCAGUUACCAGGCUCCAUAGAUUGAUCUCCAACAGCGAUUCAACAGUGUGAUGUGGGCACAGGAGCAGGACUUUCUGCUCAAUCAGAAAUGUCAGGGUGGUGGGGUGUCACAGGGUAAUGCUCAGAAGGUGAAGUCAAACCUUGGCUGACUAUAUAAUUUUUUUAAAAAACAUACACACCUGGCUCCAGGAAUGCUGUGGACCCAGCCAUCCAUGAAAGAUCAAAUCCAUUCCCAAAGCAUAGGGCAGGAAUCCAACUCAGACUCCCAACUUGCCCUCUGGUCUCAUCAAUUUAUUGACUGCCAGGAUCCAUGGCAAGAGGGAGCAGUUGAAACAACCAUCCUUUCCUGCUGAUGUAGGUUUGCUGCCUUUCUGUGGGAUCUCUAUCUUCAUUCAGUUCACCUCUCAGAGUGCUCUGUUCCUGACUACUCUGUAUUUAUUCCUCGCAUGGAUCUGGCUUUCAUCAAUCAUUGAAUUGAUUACAUUUCUGCUACUUCAAUAGCAAUUGAUACACUCUCCAGAUGUCCCCAAAGCACUUUACAGCCCACGAAUUAUGUUUGGAAUACGACCGCUGCAAUUAUGAAGGAAACGCAGCAAGCCGUUUACAAAGGAAUAUCCCACAAAUAGCAAUUCUAUAAUCACCACUUUUAGUAGUAGCUGUUUGAGUGAUAAAUAUGAGACAGACAAUACAUGAGAUGUACAACCUCCUGUUAUUUUCUUUUGAACUAGGGCCAUGGGAUCUUUUUACAUCCAUCUGACUGGGUACACCAGGCCUCCUUUGAAAAGGUCACCUGAAAAUUAGUACCUCCAACUAUCCAGCACUCCCUCGGUAUUGCAGUGGAAAUGUAGGCCUGGAUUUGUGCUUAAGUCCCUUUUGGCACAGUUCCCUCAAACAAAAGGCAUAUACAAUUUGAAAGAUAAUAAGAGGAUUAAAAUCUACUUUGUUCCAGCAACAGCAGAACAGAAAUUACACCUACACAUCAUCUUUUAUUAACAGUUUUAACAAAAAAAAUCCAUAAAUAGCCACAAACAUAUCCUGCUCAUUCUCUAUUUUCUUUUUAUAAAUCCGUGAUUUUGAGUGAUGGUCUGACAUGCUUCACAUAUUUCGGUCCCAAAUUGAUCCCUUUUAGACCAAAGUAAGGGUAUUAUUUCAUAAAUAAGUCAGACAAGGCAGGUCUAACCACACACUCAACUUAGUCCCAGUGACUCUGUUCCAUUGAUGGUGGCACUCUGUCUCACUUCUUCUGAGAGACUGUCAUUUUCCGAAGACCCUUUAUUCUAAGUAGCAGCUCGUUAAUAAAAUCCUAGAAUGGGGAUGGUAAACAAAGAAAACAAGUUUUAUUCUUAAAGCUCUUUUCUCAUUGGGAACUCUCAAUGCAAGUGGACGAGAGAAUGUAACUAAGUAUUCAAGAAACGAUAAAUUAGCCUUAAUUCUUUGCUCUUUAUUAAUCCGACCUUUGUUAAAACUCUGUUUCCUUCAGCCAGCCAGGCAUGUUAUUAUCCACCUGUAGAGCAACUGGUACUUAAACCUAGGCCUCCUGUCUGAGAGGUAGGGCACUACCACUGCAUCGCAACAGCCCUAAAGUUGGGGUCUAUGUUACUCAAAGUCUGUAUGCAAGGUCACUCAUAAAAAGGAAGGUGAACUGAUUGUUCUGAAUUAACUAGUCUAAGCUGAGGCCUGUCAAAUAAGUUACAGACCUGAUCUGGGGAAAAUUGAGAGGGUGGUUAUCAUAUUGUCAGAAUCAAAUUGAUAUUACGGACUGAAAAGCAUUGAGCAAGGUGAGAGAUGAUGUAUUAAAUUCACUGGUGCUUCACCUUUCUGUGUUUCGACACAAGGUAAUUACUUUACAUGUUUUGGCCUCAUAUUAAUAAUGUGCAAUGACAUUCCUGAGUUGAUAAUGCUUUGCAUUUUGAUAAGAUGUGGCAAGUUUCCUCCAGGGGACAAUUUUUUUUCCAUUUAUUUCCACUGAAGCUUCAUACAUGGCACCACAGCUGAAGAAGAUUCAACUGUUUUACUUUUCACACAUGAAAUUACUUGGUAUUUACAAUAAAGAAACAGGGCAUUUCCCUCGACGUGACCAGCCUCCUGUCUUAUUUCAACUAACCCUCUCAGGAUAGUCUUCUAGCCCUUCUGUCUCAUGUGUUUAUUGAACUUUUCCUGAAUACAUCUGAUAUUCGCAUUCAAAUCACCCUCAGUGAAGACAUUUCUCCAAAUUCUUAACUGAAUUUUGUACUAACUAUCUUAAUAUCCUACAGGUUCCCUACUUCCUCAACAAGUGGAAACAUCCACCUUAUCAAGCCCUGUCAUAACAUUCAAGAUUCAUUCGGCUAAUCCUCAGCCUUAACUUUUCCAUUUUCUCUAUUGUUGUACCCUCUUAUUUCUGGA
Messenger RNA from Stegostoma tigrinum, 7586 nucleotides. Its product is annotated as C-type lectin domain family 18 member A-like. The transcript has 12 exons. The record is from RefSeq and is a predicted model, not a curated record. The coding region runs from base 49 to 1392 and encodes 447 amino acids. Lineage: Eukaryota; Metazoa; Chordata; Chondrichthyes; Orectolobiformes; Stegostomatidae.